Molecule: messenger RNA, 618 nt
Organism: Ilyonectria robusta
Lineage: Eukaryota; Fungi; Ascomycota; Sordariomycetes; Hypocreales; Nectriaceae
Exons: 1
Coding region: 99-521 (140 amino acids)
Source: RefSeq, a predicted model, not a curated record
CCUUGUAGAUGGGCGCAUACACUUCAGCUUGUGUGCCCAGAUUUGCUUGCUCAGACUUGUUAUGUUGCGUGGCGCACGCGUCGUAGGGGAAUUUGGACAUGCGGGCUGUGCUCGGUGCACAUAGCAUGAUCCGAUGUAACUCGACAGUGGCAGCAUCCGUCUCAAAUGAGUACCUACAGUACUUCAACCAUCCUAGACUAGGAUUGACGUGCAUGCAUGCACCGAGAUCUUACCAAGAUGCUAUGCCAGCGUCUAAAUCCCGGUUCGGGGCAGAGGGAUCACACCCUAGCCAGCAAUGCUACGACCUGAAAGCUGACUUAGAGACAGCAGUCGUGCUUGCAGGUGAAACGAUGCAUCCGGGUAUGGAGCAUUGGCUCAGCCAAGGCGCGGAUCUCCUUCAUAGUCGAAGGAGCCAUGCGAUGCUGGCCGGUUGUGGCUGCAUCGAACGAUUUGCAAGCCCCGUCUUGGUGCGGCUCUCAUGCAGCCGGACCCGCGAUUUGUUCCGCUGGCCGCGGGGGUAGGGCCGGCGUUGUAUCAACCCACUUGGCGGGUUCCGUACCAUGCAUAUGCGCGAGAUACGAUGAUAAAGCUGCGAGCGUCGAUUAUCGUGGGUUUCUU